Peronospora belbahrii is the source of this 2028-nucleotide messenger RNA. NCBI's taxonomy places the organism in Eukaryota, Oomycota, Peronosporomycetes, Peronosporales, Peronosporaceae. The record is from the annotation of a GenBank genome assembly.
AUGACAUCAUUAGCUGAACCGACAGUCUACGGCACGAGUUCUCUUGCAAGUAAUGUACGAUGUAAUGUACGCUCUGGAAGUCGAACAACGUGGAUUAAAUGGGGUCUGAUUUGUGUCUCCAUUGGUGUUGGCAUUCUCGGAAUAGUGGGAGUCUUAAGGGCUGCUUCUUCUUCAAAAGCGUCUACUGUGGCUAAUGCGAUUGUUACCGAAAGCGACGUUGCGUGUUACCAAAGCUCUUCGAUUGAUAAUGUGACUACCAUGAUGGAGCCAAUUACGGGGCUCAAAUGGAAGCAGAGUGGUGAAAAGAACGUCAAGUCUUUUCUCAUUGUGGAUGUCAAGACCAAGUUUCAAGAGAUCUUUGGUUUUGGAGGAGCUUUUACAGAAGCAGCAGGACUGCAGUUUCAGAAACUCCCACAAGAGAAACAGGAACAAGUGCUGACACUUUACUUUGACAAGGAACAAGGCAGUGCCUAUAGCUUUGGCCGUGUGCCAAUGGGAUCGACUGAUUUCUCGCUGGCGUCGUAUAACUUUGCUGAAACGGUGAAUGACAUGAAGUUGCUGGAUUUUGAUGUGAACGUAACUCACGACACAAAGACAAUGAUUCCGUUCAUCAAACGUGCGUUGAAACGUCGACCGGACAUGAAACUUUUCUUAGCACCUUGGAGUCCGCCGGCUUGGAUGAAACGAUCAAGCUCGGACUACAAUGCGAGUAUGUUGGGGUCGGUAAAGCCCGUUGGACUCCGAGAUGACAUGCGUGCACCAUGGGCUCUGUAUUUCUCCAAGUUCAUCACUGCUUACAAGGACCACGGAAUUCCAUUCUGGGGUCUUACCCCGCAAAACGAGCCUGAGUUUGCUGCACCAUGGGAAGCAUGUGCAUUCGAUCCGGAAUAUCAAGCUGAAUUCAUUGGAGAGUUUUUAGGCCCCGUACUGGACCGUGAUCAUCCUGGUCUCACCCUCAUGGUAUUUGAUCACAACCGCAACAACGUGCACCACUGGGCAAAGGUGAUCUACAACCACCCGACAGCAAGUAAGUACGUCGAUGGCAUAGCCUUUCACUGGUACGAGGAUGGCGGUGAACGUUAUAUGGACGGAGUAGAGUACCCCGAGCAUUUGAACGACACUCACUUUAUCGAUCCAAACCGCUUUAUGCUGGCUUCAGAAAGCUGUAAUUGCCCUGGUGUGGCAUAUGACAACGACGCGUGGUUCCGUGCUCUUCGCUAUGGUCACGACAUCUUAAGUGACCUAAAUCACCACGUGGUAGGUUGGGUGGAUUGGAACUUGUUGCUCGACCACACCGGCGGUCCUAAUCAUAAGGGUAACCUUUGCGAUGCUCCUAUUAUUUUGACUGAGGACGGAAACGACUUCACGAUUCAGCCCAUGUUUUACUUCAUUCAACACUUUUCCAAGUUCAUCCCGGUCGGCUCUCGCCGUGUCAAGGUGCAGGUUGCUGUUCACUUUGAGAAACCUGGAGAUGCGCAGUUGUUUGUAGACUACCAGUCGUCUCUCGAGUCGUGCGAUGGAAGCUCGCGUCAAACGAUACACAGAACCGACGAUGGCAAGAUACAGGUCACUAACACGCCAUUCUGUCUCAAUAUGGUGUCAUUUCCAGGUAAAGGACAUGAAAUUCGACUGGUAGAAUGCCAGUGGACGCAGCAAACAUGGACUUUUGACAAACUUACACAGCGCAUUCGCAUCGACGAUUUGUGCCUGUCAUUGAGCCAUGGAUCAACUGAGAACAGCGUUCGUGUGACGGCGGAUAAAUGCCAAGACGAGGCAGUGAAGUACCAGCAGUGGACGUUCCAUGGAGAAGAUGGCACUCUCCGUUCACACGCGUCAACGAGUGAUCAGUGCGUGACGACGGGUUACGCGUUUAUCCAGGCUGCUGCGUUCGUCACGCCAGAGGAUCGUAAGGUGUUGGUAGUAUUGAAUGAGAAUACGGAGGUAGCUGAUUUUCAAGUGCAGGUCGGUGAUGCAGUGCUUGAUACGACUAUACUACCACGUGCUAUUCGUACUUACACUUGGGAGUAA